AUGUCGCGACGACCGGCAUCCGACACUUUUACUCGCUUCACCUCAACAACUCCACAUGCUACGACCUUCACUUACCAACCUGCCUCCCGGCCAGGAGGGAGGAACGCACCCUCAUCCUCAUCUCCGUCGCCUUCAUCUUCACAACCCCCUUCUCCCCAGCAAACGCCGGAAGAAACCCCAAUGGAAAGAGUCGCCCGCCUCCGGGCCGCGCACGAGGCCGCAAAGACCUCCGCAGUUUCCUCCCCAAUCGACCGAUUAAUUGCCAGUGGUCGGGUCAUCGCCGACCGCGCCCACCGCCUCACCGCGUACGGCCUGAUACUCUUCUCGGGACUGGCGGUCUGCGUCACCGCGUACGGCACAAUCUCUCUCAUUGCCCAUUCAAGAAGACAAAAGCGCGCGUGGGUCGAGAGGGAAUUGAAUCGAUUGGACGAAGCCAGGCGGGCGUUCCUGAAGGGCGAGGCGAAUGCAGAGCAGUUGCAUCUACUUGAGCAGGAACGCGCGGGGCAGGAGAUUGAGGCCGCGAGGAUGAAAGAGGUGGAGAGAAAGAAGGAGGAAGGCUACUGGGGCAAGUUGAAGGGGUUUGUGGGUGGUCAGAUGGCAAAAGGCACCAUGGGAGAGGAGACGGCCGAGGAGAAGAGUCGGAGGGAAGCCAGGGCGGCCUGGAAACAGAGGGGACUUAAGCCAGGCGACGAUGGCUGGAUCGAUGGCGAAAUCCAACCUGUUCUUACGGCGGUUCCCGCCAUGGAAGCCGUUCGAGUUGCCCCGAGCGGCGUCAAGGGUGUGGGCAUCGAUUCAAAAGGACGCCCUGUACCCGCGAACAAGGUUGAGUACAUCACGAGAAAAGCAGAAGAUGAGCAUACAAGGGUCGAAAAGGACCUUGCCGCAAGACCGGCCGCUGUGGGAGGACCGCUGGACGUCAUGGCCAGCAACGUGGCGGGGGCUGUUGCAGGACCUUCGACGGAAGGAGGAAGAAGUUGGUUAAGUUGGAUCAGGGGAAGCGACACCAAAUCAUAG
Messenger RNA from Fonsecaea multimorphosa CBS 102226, 1014 nucleotides. RefSeq lists its product as uncharacterized. The record is from RefSeq and is a predicted model, not a curated record. Lineage: Eukaryota; Fungi; Ascomycota; Eurotiomycetes; Chaetothyriales; Herpotrichiellaceae. The coding region runs from base 1 to 1014 and encodes 337 amino acids. The transcript has a single exon.